GAUGGCACUGUAUAAUGGGAAACAGAGCAAUUCCUCUUUGCCGGAUGAAAGGCAAUUAGAGAAGCUUUUGAAUGGGACGCAUAUUUUAUUUCGUCCUCCCAUAAAACAGAACAAUGGAGAUGAGACAUCAACAAUCAAGUCCAAGUCUGAAACAAGUAUACCAGGUCUGCAAGGUCUAAAUGGCAUACAAAGUGCAAAGGCUAAUGUUCGACGAAGGUUGACAGCAGUAAAUCUGGGGAACGAGAGUACAAUGGAGGUCCAGUUAAAAAAGCAGAGUUUUCAUCGCUUUAGAAAAAUUUUGCCAGAGAAACUGCCACUUUUGUCUUCCUUGCUUAAUGAAAUUUCUGAGGCAAAUAAGGGAAAUCUUACUGAAAUGUUUAUUAACCAACAUUUUGCACAAGUACGUGACAGCAGAGACAGCGUUAUGUCAUGUAGUAAAGAUUUUUGGGAGACGCCUCAAAAUUACAGAAGUUCAACGCAUAAUUCAUCUGAGGUACAGCAAUCCGAAACUGAAAUCAGUUUAAUGCCAUUUUAUUGUCAACCAGAUGAUAAACCAGAACAAAGAGACAAUCAAAGGCAUCCCAGUUUAAAUCAUUUUGAUAAUUCAAGCCUUCUGAAUGGAACUGCAAUCAAUGACAGUGAGUUACACAGUCAUUUUUCUGGUAGGUCAUAUGAUAUGCACAAAAGCAGUAACACAACUAUCAUAGCAAAAAAUAAGAAAACUCUGAGUGAUACAUUCAGUGAAAGUAGUGAAGCCAUACUGUGUGCCAGUGAGGGAAAACUAAAGUUAUCUUCACUUAUGCUACCUUUAAAUUAUGGUAGAAACACAGCUUCUAAAUUAGGCAAUGUAAGCAACAGUGACAAUGAUGUAGAGCAUUCAUCUGCCUUUGUUACUCCAAUGAACUGUACGGGAGAAAAUGCAAAAAAUUGUGAUGAAUACUUAAACAUGCCUGAAACUUUGCAAUGUUACCUUUCUCCAGCUCUUGGUGAUUCUGAGGGAGAAUGGCCAGGAAAUAAACCCAAAGCAGGUUUUAUUGCAGGCAAUGACAUAGCAGCACCCAGACAAAGUCAUUAUGAGCUCAAUAAUUUGAUCCCUGUAGUGCAUAUUACUUUUUCCGAGCAGGAGCAUCUUAGAAAACCACUAACUUCCACAGAAGCUAAAAUGAAAAACUAUGACAAUGAUUUGGUUUGUAACUUCGACCACAGCUUUAAUAUUUUUGCCAAAAAAAGACCUCCUGGAAUUGCAAAGAAAACAAGACCUAAAAGUAAAUCAGCAAUGACCCUAAAACGUCACAAGGUUUCACAAGGAGUUUGUCUUUCUACAGAGAUUAGUGCAACACAGAACACAAAAUCACAAGCAGUCAGUAUCAAGGACAGUUCCAAACAUUCAGUUUUGCCUUUACUAACAAGCCACAAUGCAGUGAAAAAGUUGCCAGAAAAGAAACCUUCAGGAGAAACAAAACCAUCCACCAAAAAUAAUGAAAAAAAUAAAAAACAAGGGCUACUUGCAGUCCACAGAGAUGAAAUCAACCAUAGCAAGCUAAAAUCUCCGACUUCUGCUGAGACAGUGCAGUCUAAUUCUGAUUUCCUUAAUCUGAGUCACUGUGACAUGUUUGAAAAAUUUACCUCUGAAAAGAAAGGCCCAGAAAUUUGUGAAAUGUUUACCACAUCACCAUAUAUACAGCCUCGGGAACCUGUUUUACAUGAGCAUAAGUCACCUAGGGAUACUGGUUCUGCUCCACCUCUAAGAAGUCUGCCAAAGAGAACUCAAAAGUCUAGUAAUAAGCUUGUCAGGAACAAUAGUAAUGAGCUUGUCGGGAACAAAAUAAAACGUCCAAAAUCUCAGACAAGUGCUAAAGGAAAGAAAACCCCAGGAAAUAUCAGAAGUACACUUCACAAACACACAAAACAUGACUUAUUGGACUGUGAAAAUCGAAACAAUAUAGCAAUAAUUUCUGGACCAGAUUGGUACAUAAAAACUCCUAAGACUGAAAUUGUGUUUAAUGAAAUGGAAAGUAGAAAAAAUAAUUCACUUGGGUUAUUUGAUGAACGCCAAUCAAUGAGAUUGCAAGAGUUUAAUAAUAACAACUGGGAUUUAUCAGUGAUCAGGGAAGCCACAAUAGAAGAGAGUUCAGCCAGUAUAAGAAACUUGAAAGAAACAAGAAAAAAUAGGGAAAUCAAUUAUGAGCCAAUUAGCUCUUUAAGCUACAGUCAGCAUCUAAACCCCUCAAGUGAAGGUCUCAUGAGAAAUAUAGCAGAGGACCAUCACUUUCCCCAAAGUCUUUUCAAUCAAAGUAAAGAGAAAAAUACUCAAAUAUAUAUUGACCACUUAAUGGAUUGUGUUCCAUGUCAAAAUUCAGGUGCAAUUCCUCAAGUCAGUAAAAGUGAGAAAGAGGAUGAAAUUCACCUUUCUUCUAAUAAAAAAUGCCAAGAGGACAAUACCUCGGCUAAUCUUUCAAUAACAUUAAAAUUAAAUACAUGGAUUUCAGGAAAGGAAGACUCAGUUUCUCAGGACAAUGAAAAGACUCCCGAAUAUAUCAGUCAAUGUGUGGGGACAGAUAACUUGUUAAAUUGCCUAGCAGAUGAAUUAAAUUUACUGGAUGAAAAUGAUAGUAUGGCAUUGUCCAGUUUGCUUGAAGAGCACCAAAAUUCAUCCUUCAAAGAGAAUAUGCUUGGUACACGACGUGCCCACAAUGCAGAUAAGCAAUGCAAGUGUGAAGAAAAGGAACAUAAUACAAAACAGAUUUGUAAAAGCCCUGUGAGACAUGCUGGCAGUGUAACUGAUGUGGAAAACGGCCUUGACACCGAAGAUUAUGUUUCUUGGAUUAAAGAAAAUAACAUACUUGGCAAAGGUGCCUAUGGAACAGUAUACUGCGGACUAACCAAUCAUGGGGAGUUAAUUGCUGUAAAACAGGUCCCAUUAGACAUGUCUGAUCAAGCUACUGCAGAAAAAGAAUACAAAAAACUACAAGAAGAAGUAGAUCUACUGAAGACUUUGAAACAUGAAAACAUAGUGCACUUCUUAGGAACAUCCUUAGAAAGCAAUAUUAUCAGCAUUUUCAUGGAAUACAUUCCAGGGGGAUCAAUAGCAAACUUAAUUAACAGAUUUGGACCUUUAAAAGAAAAGGUCUUCUGUGAAUAUACCAAGCAGAUUCUUAAGGGUGUAAAAUAUUUACAUGAUAACAAUGUAGUGCACAGAGACAUUAAAGGAAAUAAUAUAAUGGUCAUGCCUCCUGAUACCUUAAAACUAAUUGAUUUUGGAUGUGCAAAGCGGCUACUGUGUACAAGUAAAACAGAGGCGGAGAUGGGCAUUCUGAAAUCAAUGCAUGGGACCCCAUACUGGAUGGCACCAGAAGUGAUUAAUGGAACUGGCCAUGGGAGAAAAUCAGACAUCUGGAGUAUAGGCUGUACAGUAUUUGAGAUGGCAACUGGAAAACCACCACUGGCACACAUGAACAGGAUGGCAGCUAUGUUCCAUAUUGGAAGUCAUAAAGAUUUAAUGCCUUCCUUACCUGACCAUUGUUCUGAGCAUGCAAGAGAUUUUGUGCAAUUGUGUUUAACCAGUGACCAGCGUGAGAGACCUUCUGCAAAGCAACUGCUGCAACAUCAUUUUAUAUUACAACAGAGAAAUGCAGCAUUCAGAAGAUGAUGCCAAGUGCUAUAGAACUUUUUCUGAGGAUAACAUCAAAAAGACAGAAAAUGCACCAUUGUUCAAAUGUUGAUAAUUUGUGUCUAUCAGUUAUGAUAGGAGAUUAAGUCACCCAAGGAAGAUUAUCACCAUUGAGGUCCUUCUCUGAAGUAGCUCCACUUGCUGAAAUUGAAAUUUUUUUUUCUCUUUCGUUUUUUUAAUUUUCAGGUUUCCCAAUCAGCUCUCUCUCCUUAAGCUUCUCCAUCAACAUCCCUGUUACCUGUCUGGCUUAGCUGUCACACAGCAGGUCCCUGCAAGAGGGGAAAAAUUGUGCAAGGUUCUGGGUAAUGGGCAGAGAGACAACCACUGUAAUCUGGUACAGAACUAUCCCGACAGCCAAGAAGAGUUUUUGUUAUGCCCCCACCCAAUAUGCAAAUAUCAUGUACAAUCACACUGGAGGACUAAAGUCACUACUGUCCAGGGAAAACUUGGAGCCCUGUAUACAAAACACCAACCUUCCUUCUUUGAGGAUAAUACAGCCACCAAAUACCAGUUACUGAAUCUCUCUCACAUUUUCUGAUUCCCCAGGUGCCAAGUUACUUGGCUCACACUCAGGGAUCCUGCCCCUGGUGUUAAACAAUUUUUCUUUUUCCAAAACAAACACAUUGCACUGAGAUUGAUGGUUCCAGACUUCUGCUGAUGAGCGGUGAGAGGCACUCUGAAUGUACAUUCAAUUACAUGUACAUAUCAGUGAUAUCAAGCACUGACACAGUCUAAAUUUGUUUAGUAAAUUACCUAGCUGUAAAAAUAUUAAAUUAACUGUAAUAUUUUCUGCAAGGCAGAAAUGCAUGUUAACAUCAGUUUUUAUUUUUUAAUAUAAAAUACUAAGUCUAUGCGAACCAAACUACAUUUGUUCUAUGGAUAAUUUCUUGCAAAGUUUGCUGCAUGCAGAGCUGCAUUAAUUCCCUAGGUUACACCAAUUCAACUGAAGCAUUAAUUUCUUUAAAAGCUGCAGUACAAAUACUUGCACUAACAUACAGGACUAAACUUGUUGCCUACUGAGACUCUAAAUAACUGACAAUGCAUUCCUUUACAAUUCA
Messenger RNA from Protopterus annectens (West African lungfish), 4728 nucleotides. RefSeq names its product mitogen-activated protein kinase kinase kinase 19 (gene MAP3K19). NCBI's taxonomy places the organism in Eukaryota, Metazoa, Chordata, Ceratodontiformes, Protopteridae. The transcript is spliced from 6 exons. The coding region runs from base 2 to 3649 and encodes 1215 amino acids. Gene Ontology annotation, biological process: protein phosphorylation. The record is from RefSeq and is a predicted model, not a curated record. Gene Ontology annotation, molecular function: protein kinase activity; ATP binding.